Molecule: messenger RNA, 1140 nt
Organism: Actinia tenebrosa (Australian red waratah sea anemone)
Lineage: Eukaryota; Metazoa; Cnidaria; Anthozoa; Actiniaria; Actiniidae
Source: RefSeq, a predicted model, not a curated record
UGGAAUGAAAUAUUUUUCUCGCUUCCUUAUAAUAACUAAGGAUAUAUCGACGUCUGGCUGGAUUUUAAGCCGCUUCUAAAUCACCAAUGGUUGAGCAGGUCGUCGAUAUCUUCUUUAUGAUUUCAUGACAACCAAUGAAGAUUGGAUAUUUUAAAACUACGGAAUAACUUGAAAAUAAGAAUGUUCCUGUAUAUCCUAAUAGUUGUGGCUCAGCUGACUGGAAGAGGAUCCCGAUACGUUAAUGCCCUCUGUACCAAUGACUUCGAAGAGGGAAUCAGUUCGCUCAAAGGUUGGGAAAGAUCCGGCGACGCCUUUAAUAAUCAACCGACAUAUGGAGACAACCCAUCAAUCCGAAAACCUGGAAUACAUGCAAGUCAUCAAGGUCGUUAUUGGAUCGGGACUUACGAAGACAGGCCAAAGCCAGAUUCUCGUCCAGGAAAAGUGCAGAGUGAUUUCCCCACAGGAAAACUUACUUCGCCUGCAUUUAGAAUUACUGGAACCGAUAUCAAUUUUCUGAUUGGCGGAGGAUGUGACCAAUCAAAAGUGAGGGCCGAAUUGUUGAUUAAUGGUUCCGUUGUGGAAUAUGACACAGGGAAAUGUUCAGAAACCAUGCGCAGAGUUCAUUGGUCUGUAGGGCGGUACAGGGGCCAAACAGCUAAGAUCAGACUGGUUGAUAAUUCCAGCCAAGGAUGGGGACAUUUGAACUUCGACGAUCUAAAGGGAGAUAUGAAAUGUGAAGAUACAGCAAGCGGAAGUCCAAUAACAGCAUCAACAGGAAGUAAAAUUACUGAAACGAUAAGAAGCGAAAGUCCAAAAAUGAUGGAAGAAAGUAACCCAACACCCAUGUCUCCGACCGGAAGUCCAACCACAGCCUCAGCAGGAAGUACAACGCCUUCAGGGAAAACAAGCGGAAAUCCAAAAAUGAUGGAAGGAAGUAACCCAACAUCCAUGUCUCCGACCGGAAGUCCAACCAAACCAUCAGCAGGAAGUACAACGCCUUCAGGGAAAACAAGCGGAAAUCCAAAAAUGAUGGAAGGAAGUAAACCAACAUCCACGUCUCCGACCGGAAGUCAAGCCACAGCCUCAGCAGGAAGUACAACGCCUUCAGGGAAAACAAGCGGAAAUCCAAAAAUGAUGGAA